UCAGUCUGCAAGAAAAUUUUCUGAAGUUUUUAAUCGACCCUUUGUAGUAGUACGGCCUAGUUUUGGAUUGGGCAACGUUGGACUUUAUGUCACGUAUUAUUUGGCCAUCACAAAUGUGUGCUGUAAACAGACUAUGGUCCAAUCGCCUUGCGCCAAAUAAAUUUACGCCUCACGACCUUUCGUGAGGCUUUCGUCAUCGGGUUGUUUGUUUUCACCCUUACGCUGUAUUGUUUCGUUGCAGUGGGCACUGCUCCAGCCUAAGUCAGUUGACUAAAGAUGCUGGAGACUCCAGACAUCACAGUCCUGAUCAAGGCACCUAAUCAAAAGCAUGAAGACCACCCAGUCCAGUGCAGAGGAACUUGGACAGUGUACCAGCUGAAGGACCACCUGGCAGAAAACUACCCCACCAAACCAACUCUGAGGGAGCAGCGGCUGAUCUACUCCGGACAGCUACUGACGGACGACAGCCGGCUGGGCGAUGUGCUCCGGCCGCACGACGACGACUCCAACGUACACACCGUGCACCUGGUGUGCGCGCCGCCGGCCGAGCCGCCGAGCGGCCUCCGGCGCCGCCGGCCGCCGCCCCAGCAGCAGCAGAUGCCGCCACAGCAGCAGCAGCAGCCUCAGCAUCAGCAGCAGCCGCCACAGGCGGCAGCACAGCCGGCGCCGGCCGCCGCCGCGCCUGUGGACGCCCCGCUGCCGCAGCCGUAUGACCUGAACCAGUGGGCGCACAUGCUGCAAAACAACCAGCACCAGCUGAUGGCCAUGCAACAGCUCUACAGCCAGUACUGGGCCCAGUACGCCCACAUGAUGCAAUACAACCCGGCCUCAAUGCCGAUGAUCUGGCCGCAACCGAUGCAGGUGCCGCCCGCGGGGUCGGCGUACCCGCCGCCGGCCGCUGCCGCCCCCGCCCCCGCCCCCGCCCCCGCUCCCGCCGCUCAGGGGCAGCCGCCGCCGGCCGCCGCCCCCCAGAACGUGCGCCUGAACGCACAAGGUGGUGUGCUGGCCGACGACGAGGACGAGGCCCCUGGCCAAUGGGACUGGCUGGAUUGGCUGCACGGCUUCGCCCGCCUGGCCGUGCUCUUCCUCGCCGUCUACUUCUACGCCUCCAUGUCGCGCCUGGUGCUGGUCCUCGGCUUCGGAUUCCUCGCCUACCUGUACAACCAGGGCUGGUUCCAGCAGCCGCGCGCGCCCGUGGUGCCGCCGGUGGCGCGCGAACCGGACCAGCUCUUCCCUCCGCCCAGGGACGCCGAAGAGCACCACCAACAUGACGAUGACGACGAGCCAGACGAUGGACGCCUGAGGGUCAGCGCUGAGCUGCGCGAGGUGUUGCAACAGAUGGGCGUGGAGCCGCCGCUGGUGAGGCCGCCGCACCCGCUGACGCUCGCCUGGACCUUCUUCACGUCGUUCUUCGCCUCGCUGGUGCCCGAGCGGAUAGAUUAGCCCGCGCUUCGGCUUCUAGCCCGUCAGCAUGCCACCAAUUACGUGUAAAUCCUCCGUGUAACCGGCGUAGACUAGUCCGACGACGAGUAGACUAGCUCGGAUUAAUCGUUUAUCAAGGAUCUGUGUCAUGGUAUUCAGUGUGCUAAUCGGUGUCGAUUGGGCGGGUCCGCGGCGCCCCGCUCGGGGUCACGUGGCUCCGAGCAGCUCGCGGGGGAAAUCUGAGCGGGUCGGAUGACGACCGUCGCUCGGCCCGUAUUGGGCUCAUCUAUUUUUGUGAGACGGUCGUAGGUUGACGGGAUCGCGCUCCGACGAUUGGCGCCGUGAUGGUUGGGUUGCGCGCCCGCCGGCGCUGCACGCGGCGGCGUCGCCAGCGCCCGCCACACGCCGCGCGCGGUUUGCUUUCGUGCGCUGGUGCCGUGCGGCGGCGUUCUGGCCCGCCUCCCGCCCGUCGCCAUCGCUGCGCCGCUAGAUUCGGCGCCGCUUGUCCCUGUUCGGUGAGGCCCGAGUUCGGUGUGGAGUGUGGGCUCUCGCCGUGGUGGGAGUGCGGUGCGGGACGUGCACAGUGUAGCC
Messenger RNA from Pollicipes pollicipes, 2013 nucleotides. Its product is annotated as homocysteine-responsive endoplasmic reticulum-resident ubiquitin-like domain member 2 protein. Gene Ontology annotation, biological process: endoplasmic reticulum unfolded protein response. Gene Ontology annotation, molecular function: protein binding. The coding region runs from base 277 to 1443 and encodes 388 amino acids. The transcript is spliced from 8 exons. The record is from RefSeq and is a predicted model, not a curated record. NCBI's taxonomy places the organism in Eukaryota, Metazoa, Arthropoda, Thecostraca, Pollicipedomorpha, Pollicipedidae.